GAGGGGGGUGGGGGAAAAGAAAGGGAGAGAGAAAACACCUUCAUUGGGUUUGAGGUUUCAAACAUUAUUUCUAGGUGACUGUGAAGAUCAGUCAAGUUAAACACUUCUCUGAAAAGUCUCUUUUUGAAGACAGGUUGAUAGCUUGUUCAUGGAACUGCCAUGCUCUGAAGCAUGCAGUCUUGCACCUCUAUCCAGCUACUUCAGUGAGCUCAAUUAUCCUUUUGCGUAUUGAAAAAGGAAAUAUCGCGGAGUUCUGUUUUUAAUCGAGUUUGUGAUGCUAGGGGAGACCCAAGUCAAACCUUUGCCUUUGAUGUUUAACUAUAGCUAUAAAAUCUAGUGUAAUAAAACCACACCUUUAAGUUCAGGGUUUUAAAAGUGACCUCUUAUACCUGAAUUUUUUUAUAUUUGUAAAAUACCAGUUCUGUAUUACCUCAGCUGGUCUCAGAUUGUAAACACUUGGGUAGGAAGUGUAUAUUUAAAAAUCUUUCCUCUGUUCUUCCUCGUCCCUCUGGUGCUGUGAUGAUUUCAGUUAAGGAAACAUACGAAGAUGGCCUGGCAGUGAUGGUGUCAAUUUUGUGUUAAGUCACUGGAUACCCUCUGUUUACUAUUUACAGAUGAACAUUACUUUAGUAUUCUUGUUGUAGAUUUCCACAUCUGCUGCCCAUAUUUCAUCUGUGCUCUUGUUUCAUUUAGUAUGGUGUACCUGGGAUUAAGGACAGAGAAAUAUGUAUGCUCAGGCUGAUUUGGAAAUUACAUUGUUGAAAUACAGCCCAUAUGGCCAUUGUAAAAUGGUUAGCACUGCAUAUAAUUGCCUUCCCAAUGAUGUGCUUUGUCAUUACUUCCAUCUUCCAAGAAGCACUCCUGCACUGUGCUGACAGCAGUGGCAUCAUCAGAAAACAUACAGACAUGCAAAGGCAUUAAAUUGUUUUUACUUUAAGGGUUAGAUUACAGUGUUAGGGGAUGGGUCACCACACUUUCAAUCGAUAACUCUUGCUUAAUUCAGCAAGACUUACAGACGAUAUAGAUUUGCAGAGGUCCUGUUUAUUUGUUUGCUGAGUACACUUCAUCUCUUCCCUUCAAUUGUGAGGAGUUCUUUUAGCUGUGCAUGAGACCUCAUCACAAUAUAGUAGUUAGCUGGCUUCUCUGGAGAGAGUUUCUUCUAACUUUUCAAGCCUCUUGCAGAGUUAUUUUCUAGGAUAUUCCCUCAGCCUCAGUUUUCCUGAAUGUAAGCCCAAAGUAGGCUAAGCAAGGGGAUCAUUUAGAUGUAAAAAGAUCCUAAGUAGUAGAGUCAAGAAGUCACCAAGUGACUGCCAAGUUGACCAGAUUUAUAUUUUGUGUUGGAUCUGUCUCUAGGAGUUUCCCAUACUUUAUCCUUGCUCCCUUUGAAGCAUUGAGAGUUUUAUAAUUUAAAGGCUCAGUGGUAGCUCCCAGAGGCUCCUGGGCCGUGUUACAAGGCAUGGAAAGAAAACCCCCAGGCCCCCACAUCUACAACUGCUAUUUAAAGAUACUUUUGGGAUGCAACAGUAUUGGGGGAUUGCAUGCUUUGAAUUUCAGGGCCCUUUUUGUAGCUGCCAUUGAAUAGUAAGUGAACUCACAGAAUGGAAAGUCAUUCAUCAAAUAUAAUGUAUCUCCUUGGAUCUAAAAGAAAUAAUGAGAACUUGGAGGUUUUCUGAGCAAUAAAUGACUUUGGAGAUCAUUGGGAAGUGGUGUGGGCCACCUCAGGGGACAAUGGGUCAGUUGAGGAAGACCCUGACCUCGUGUCAGCCAGCACUCCACCAUUACCUCUUUUAUGUAUUAGGGUAAGAUUCUUUGGGAAGAAAAAGGUCUCUGGAUUCUUUUUUAAUCUUUUAUUCAAGAAAUAUUUAUCAAUAGCUUUUCUGUGCCAGGCAGACCCUGUUCGAGGCAGAGGGGUGUGUUGUAGUAAGAGAAAUAGAUACCUGCUCCAGUGGAAUAUAUAUUCUAUCAGGAGUGGGGGAGGCACAGUCAAAUCCAUACUGUUUCAGGUGAUGAGGGGUUUUCAAGGUGGGGUGAAGAUAUCACAGCAAGAAUCUAGUAUGUGUAUGCGUAUGUGCAAUUUUAUAGGAUGUGACCUAGGUGAGGGUUUUUGAGGAGGUGAUAUUUGAACAGAAAUGUGAAAGUAGUGAGGGAGCAAGCAAUGUAGAGAGUCACAGUGUAGGGUAAGGGAAAAAUGUCAGGCUUUUCUGCCCUCCCGCCAUCAGGAUAGAUGAUGGAUCCUUGCGGUCCUGAACGCAUACCUGAUGGCGGGCACCUGGAGUAGGAUGUAGGCAUAGGUAGAUGGGAUUCACCUGGGCUAAAACUGCACUUUUAAGGGCGGCGUCACAGGGACGCCAGCAGAAGCUGAAAGAGAAGCCGAGAAAGAAGCAGAAGAAGCUGAGAGAGAAGCAGAGAUCACCGGAGAGCCCAGAUAGAGUGAGGAUUUGCUGGGGGUUGGGAGGACUGCCAGCCUCCCGGCCCCCCAGCACCCCUGCCUGCUGUGUACCGGGUAAAUCCCAAUAAAAACCUGCAAAAGCCACUGAGGACUCUGAUCCUCCUUUACCCGGUCUGCUGGAUCAGAAAACUUGCUCUGUGUCCAUUCCUGACCUUACACACAGGCAGAGCAUUCAAGUGAUGAAUGAGCAAAUGUGAAGUCUUUGAGGAGGGAGAGGCUUGGCAAUGUGAUUAGCUGUAAGAGGACAUGUUGACUAGAAUGGAGCCAGUGAGGAGGAGAAGCAGAGAUGAAGUAGGAACGUAUAGAAACUUUGACUUUCAAACCCCUGUAAUUUUGAGCUGCUUAAAAAAACAAACAGCUGAAAACAACUUUCCAAAGCCUUCAUUUCCCAACUGAAAGUCUUUGAACUUCCCCCAAAUCACCCAGCUGAUGUUAAAACAAGACCAGACCUAGAACUCACUGUUACUUUCCUUUAUGGGAGCUUCUUAGUGUACCUCGGUUCCACCAUUCUAGGCCUUUGUGCCCUGGGCGUCUUUUUUUUUUGGGAAUCAGAUUUGUGUCUUCUCUUCUGUAUAUAGGUAUGAUUCUCCCAAAGGACAUGCUUCAAGAAUGUGUAGAAUUCCAGUUCCCCUGAACCACAACUUGAGGAAUAGCUUUGUGAUUAAGUGAUAAAACUCACUGCUCUUUGGGUGAUAAUUUUAAAAACAACAACCAUGAUCAUGACUGACAUUUAUCAAGGGCCCACUGCAUGUGAUAGUCAUGUACUGAGAAUAGUCUCAUAUUUAGCCCGGAAAGGUAGAGAAUAUUCUUACUCUCAUUUUAGAGAUGAGGAAACAGGUUCAGAGAAUUUUAGUCACUUCCCCAUUGUCAUGUAGCUCAAAAGUAAGAGUCAGAACUUGAGCCCAGGCUGGCUGAUUCCAGGCCCUGUAUUGCUUCCCAGAAGAGGGGGAUGGACUUGCCUCUGGAAAUAUAUGCUCUCUACAGCAUCCCAUUGUGAGAUGUAUCUGUAGCUGAGCCCUGGGAGUUAAGACUGACUGGUCACCGAGCACAUCUACAUCUGCAAAUGCUUGAUUUUGUAGAGGAUCUUACAGCUAGUGUGGCACAGUCCUUGCAAUGACGUGCAUUUUAGGUGGAUUUCUGGUUAAGCUGAUAUCUUUCGGUCUUUUUGAACUGAGUUUGACUAGAGCAUUUUUAAAGAUCUGUACUGUGAAGUGUAUUAUAGGACCUAGGCCAGCCUUUUCAACUCAUUGGCUCCAAUUGAAUUUGUUUUCAUUCCUUCCCUGCCUCUGUGAAGUAGAAGUCCCAGAUACCACCAGUCCCUAUUACUCCUUAGGAUUUAUCAAAUCAUCUUUUAAUAUUAGUGCUUUUGAGGACCAAUAUAUGGGGAGCCUACUUUAAAAUACGUUUGUGUAAGAUUUUUUUGUAUAUGUAUAUGUAGGACUAUGAAGUAUUUUAUAAUAUGAAAUAAAAUAAAGCAUAACAUAAUCAACACUGAGAACACACCACCAGCUUGAACAAACAUUAGUAUGUCACCAUACUUUUCUUUACAUACUAUUUUGAGCAUGUACUGUCAGAGCAGGAAGCAAGUCAACUGUAAGCUUUAGAGCAGGAGACUUCUCAAACCUGGCUGCACAUCAGAAUCCCCUGAGAGCUUUAAAAAAAGUCCCCAUACCCAUGGGAGGGAGCCCUUGUCCAUCAUCAGAACUUUUAAAAGUGUCCCAGGGGAUUCUGUUAUGCAGUGAGGGUUGAGAGCCUCUAUAGGAAGGAGGGUGUGUCACUCCUCUAGUGUUUCUUCACUGUUUCUCAAAAAAAAAAAAUUUCAAUUUUUUUUAAACAUGCUCUGCUCUUCAAGAUGCUGAAGGGUGAUGUCUUGGAGUGCUCCCCUCAUGCUGUCUUCCGACUCCCUUUACAUAUGUGUUGUAAAACAUUUUAGAGAUCAGGAACAGAAUAGGGCAUCAGAUGGGGGGACUGAGAAAGUCAGAAGUGUUGGAAGCCACUGUCUGGGGUGAAAUGACAGUUAUUAUAAAAUUACCUUAGAAGUCACUGGGGACAUAGGGCUUCAUUUAAAAAACUCACGGUCAUCGCAUCUUAAUAGGCAGGCUCUGAGCUGUCUGAUGACUUUUUGGCCUGAGUCAGCUUUAUCAGUAGGAUGUAUGGUAAGUUGUGCCCUGCUAUCAGAGUGGCCAGUUUCUGUGGAUGCAUCUGAGAUAUCAGAUGCACUGUCAGUUGUCAGUUAUAUGGGGACCUAGUUACCUUUUGUGGGCCCAUGCCCCUUCCAGCCACUUAUCCAUUCAAUAAAUGGUCACUGAGUUUCUCCUCUGUGUCAGCCACUGUUCUAGGCACAGGGGGUAAACAGUAUGGCAUGGGGGGAGGGGAUGUAUGGGGUAUUACAUUCUGGUGUUUUGUCUAACAGAAAAACGGUGUGGUAGAACUGUAAUACUCCCUUAGAAAAAAACUCCAGGGGAACCAUUUGACAUGUAGGGAGUAUUUUUUUUUUUUUUUGCCUAAUUUGGCUUAAAUUGAGUUUUUUGAUUAUAAAGAUUUCGAUUACAAAUGCUUCCACAAAUGUAUUUCUUCAAGAAGUUAAACACUGGGACAUUAAAAUUUGCAGGGACUUUUGGAGUCAGUUAAAUUUUAUUAACAGCUUAACAUAAUUAGAGUGAAAUAGAUGUACAGCUUAAGAUAAAAGUUAAGGAAGAUGCUGCAGAAAUAGUGAUACUUAUAUUCUCUUUUGUAUCUUCAGAUAGAAUUCCCUUAUCCACCUAUGUGUUCACAAAUUGAGGGAAAGGAAGGCAGAAAAGAAAAUUUUAUGCCCAGGUGCCUGUACUAGGCUGAACUAUCAGAACUUUGUGAAGACUUUAAGUGAAGCUUAGAUCUGUCCAGUCUCAAUUGCAGCCAGGGACUUGGGCACCCUUUGGAUCCCUGAAUAGAGGGAAUGCACUGGGUAUGAUGUUGGGGGUUAGUCAGUAGUCAGUGAAACAUGAGAAGAAAAUGGGAAAUUUGAGGGAAGAGUCCUGAAAAAGAAAUCUGACAGCUUUGGGUUUAGUGGAGGAAGAAAAUAGUGGUAGAUAGGAUUUCCUUGCUGCCUCAUCAUCUUCAUCAGAUAUAGUUUUUGACUUAAAGAGGGGGAUAAUCUCAUCAUGUGAAGAACUCUUUAUGUGUGAGUGCUUUAAAAAGAUCCAUCUAAAAUGAUAAUUUUAAAAAAGCAAGUCUAUGCUGUUUUCUCAGCUUUUGAAUUGCCAAAGUAGGCUUUGACUUAAGUGUGUGAAAGGGUGGGUGGGAAAUGAGAUUUUUUUUUUUUGUUAUUGUUGUACAAGGGAGGAAAACACUUUCUUUGGUGAAUUUAGAAAUCUCUGGUUCCCUGGCACUGUGUUUCCAUGCAGAGGAACAGAGAGUCUAAUACUUGGUUAACUGCUCAAAUCAACAAGUUUGGGAAGCACUGAGGGUUUGUGGAAGUAAAGAUUGCACUAUAACUCGUGUAGAGAGGCAGGAUGCUUUUGUUUAUCUUUCGAUUAGAAACAACAUGAAAAUACUUGUCAAUUUUGUCUCUACUAUCAACUCAUGGCUAUGAUUCAAUAAUCAUACCGAGGACUAGCAUUCAUUGAAUGCUUGUUUUGUGCUAGAUGUUACUUAAUUGCCUAAAUCAACUCAUGUAAUCCUGUACAGUGGUCCUAUGAGGUGUAAGUACUGCCAGGAUCACUAUUUUAUAGGAGAGGAAACAGCUACAGAGUUUAUGCCCAAGGCCAACACACAGUGUUAUUAACAGGGGAGGCCAUACUUUGUAGUAUUGAUAAGAGCCUGACUUGAAUCACUUGGCAUCAGAGAACAAAAUAAAUGCUUUUAAAGAAGUUUUUCCUGAUACUGGUUUUUUUUUAAAUAAAGAUUUAUUUUUUUAUUUAUGCAAGAGCUGGGUUACAGGCCAGCAGCGUGGGAGGGUGAGAGGAUUCACCGGAGACAGAGUGGGGAGCGGAACAGGCAGAAGGACUGAAAGCACUGCUGAGGGGGAGCAGCAUGGCGACAGGAGUGGUCUGCCAUGCCAUAUGGGAAUCUCCCUGGCUGGCCGGGAAUCAAACCUGCACUGCAGAGGCUGCGUGCAGACAGCUUCACAGCACUGCGCUCAACCUGCUGUGCCACUGGGGAGGCCCGAUACUUUUUUUUUUUUUUUAAGAAUUAUUUAUUUAUACAAGAGCUGGGGUACAGGCCAGAUGUGCAGGAGGGUGAGAGGAUUCACCAGAGACAGAGCAGGGAACAGAACAGGCAGACCGACGGAAAUACACUGCUGAGGGCCGUAGCAGGUGAGACAUGAGAGGUUGGCGGUGCCAUGUGGGCUUCUCUGCGCCCCUUGGGGAUGGAACCAGCACAGCAGAGGCUGCGGACAACUUCACAGCCCUGUGCUCAACCGCCUGCGCCACCAGGGAGGCCCUCCUGAUACUGUUUUAAUGGGGUUUUUGACCUUUCCUCUUCCCUCUUUUAUGAAUGUUUUCAGAGGUGGUAAUGCACCUUAGAUUGCCACCUUAUUAUAGAUGAGAACACAGAUCUAGAAAAUUAUGUAACUGUUCUGUAUGACCUAGUGGGUGAGUGGUAGGACAGGGCUGUGGAACCAAGAUUUCCUCAUAUAUAGGUCACUGCUUUUCCCACUGCUCUGUGUUGCUUCCAUUAAUAUUUUUUUAACUGAGCUAAACAUUUAUAAAUUUAAUUUGUGUCACUCCUGUGGAUGAACUAAAUUAAAAUAGCUAGAUACGGCUUGAUUUUGCCCUAGGGAGGAGGGUGGUAGGCAUUUUAGAAACUAACAUUUGUCCCUGGGGUUAUCUGACCUACUCUUGAGGAUGUCUUUCUAGUCUUUGGGAGGCUUACUUAAAAGAGGAAAGUAUUUAGAGGAAAUAUUAUAGGAGAGGUAUCUUUAGACUUGAGUUUAGUAGGAGCUGAGGACUCAUGGAAGGUGUUUGGUUUUUCUUUUUUUAGAUUUAAAUUAGUGUAUCCAUUUGAGGCUAAAGUAAAAAAGACCUAAAUGGGAGAAAGGUACCUCAAUGUAAGCCUUCUUUAGCUGCAUUUUCAUGUCUCACAAAUAAGGCUUUUAAAAAGGUGGGAAAAACCAUCUUGAUUCUUGGGGUUUGGCUUUUUUUGUUUGUUUUUUCUUUUGGUUUUGAUUCCUUUUGUUGUAACCCCUUUCCUAGGCUAAUGCUUUGUUUAAAAACAAGUGCUCUGGUAUUCUAAAACAAAUUAUCCAGCAGGCUCCCUGAUUGUGCUCUCAGAUAAAAGGCCUGGGGGCAGUGCUUUUUCUGUCUUUGAAUUGUGGUAGCCUAUGCAUGCCCAGACCAAAAUUCAGUUGGCUGUGGAGCUUCCAAACCAGAUUAAGGUGGUUAUCUAAAAGGAGAAUACGAAUUUGAAAGGGGGAAUGUGGAUUGGAUUCAGCCUGGUCUGUAAGUGGUGUUAGGAACCUGGGCUCCUGCUAUUCUUUGCAUUUUUAGGCAAAGGACUUCCAUAGUGUCAUUAACCUCUGGAUCUAAACUCUUAGGGACACAGUCAUGAUAAUGAGAAUUAGGGGCAGGAUCCUCAACUGUGUGGUGGAAAAGUACAUGCUCAGAUUCUUCCUGUGACCCCAAAUCCCAUGUGGCCAAAGAGGAGUAAUUUGAUUUCAGUUUCUGUUCUUAUAUUUGCAGGAUGAGGUUCCCAGGAGGAGUGACUUCGUGAUUGUAACAUAUCAGCUUCCUUUUAGGGGUGAUAUAAUUGUGAGACAAUUAUUCAUCAAAGUUUUAGUCGUGUGUGACACACAUGUACAUAUACACACAUGUACACUCUCUCCUAUGUGUUAGGGGAGAGUGCACCUUUCACUUAUUAAAGCUUCUGCAAAACGUUUCCAAAAUAACUACACUUUUUCAGCCCGGAUUAGGUGAUUUCAGAUUGUUUGGACUCUCAAAUUUUUCUUGCAUUGUGCAGUGGUUUCCAAAUCCUGGGUUGUAUGUUAGCCUCUCCAGGGUAGCUUUUAACUAUGCAGAUUCCUGGGCCCUGUCCCUGUUGGACUAAAAAUUAGUUCUGCUGUGUGACUGUUAUUAUUUGUUUUAUCAAUAGGAUCCCCAGGAGUUCUUUUAUGACAAGUUUUUUUUUUUUUUGUACACAGAUUUUAGAAUCAUUUUUUUAGAAAAUGUUAUUUGAGUCUUCUUUGGGUGGCAGUAACGGUGAUUGGUGAUUUUAAAUAAUUUCUAUGCUGCCAAACUUUAUGAAAAUUAAAGAUGUAAUGUAUAUUUGGUUUUAAAACCUUGCAAAUUGAGAAGUAGAACACAUCCCCAAAUUAGUGUAUCGUAUAACUGAGUUAUCAUAAACUGAGCACCAAAGUAACCAGGACCUAGGUAAGAAAUAGAAAACUGCAAAAACAGCAACAGCAACAACAAAAAAAAAACACCCGAGGGUUUUUUCCAUAGAUUUAUUGUUCCACUCCUGCUUCUCAAUUCCCAAGAAAUUAGGAAUAUAAGUAAAAGUUGAUAAAACAGUAUACGAGACAAGACUUCUGCCUUUCUGUACUAGGUGCUUCUUAAUCCUUCAUUUCUGUAAGUUUUUGGUGAUACUAAGUUUGUGUUGCUCAGUUUUGUUUUGCUUCAACCUUAAGCCUGUUCAUGACAGUGACUAGUAAUGUUCACGACAUAUGUCAAGAUUAACCUCUAAGAGUUGUCUUUUCUGAAAUCUAAUUCAUUGAAAAUAUUUUCAUAAAAGUUUUGAAAAAUGUUUAAGGACAAGUAACCAGCCUUGUCAGUUAUGACUCCGGUCAACAAUCCAUUUGUCAUCACUGCCAGGUAGCCUAGCAAGCAUGACUUAGUAGUCACCUGUCUUUAUCUUGGCACACGUGCAAAGGUGGCUUCUUGAUAACUAUGAGAAGUUUCCCCCUCCUCUCUGUCAACCUCAGAAUAGUCUCUCCUUUUGAUUCUAUUCAGAGCAUUUAAAGUUAGAGGGAAUGAAGUUUCCUUAGGGGUUUCUUCUUUUUCCUUUUUUUCUUUCGACACUUGAAGAGUCAUUUGGGUCUUAGUGGGAGAAGUUCUGACUGUAUUAAAUGGGAGGCCUGCUUGUUUUCUUUGGAAGGGCAUGCGCCAAGUGAAGGGACCUAGAGCAAGCCUUGCGCCUGAGCCAUUCCUGUGGAGGGAGAGAGCUGUCCUUGGCCUCGGGCUGUAGUGACUAAUAAUUAUGUGCCAGCAUCAGCACAUCUGUACUUCCUUGACAGGCACCGGGGGCUUUCUGGAUGCAAGAGCUGCUCCCCCUUCCCCAGUCUCACACUCCCCCAUCUUGGUUAUCUCCAGUAUCAACUAAACAGGUGACAAGACUCCAAUCACCCUGCUCUGAAUGGCUUUCUAUCUUUACAAAAGUACACCAGAGGCUUGUUUUGUUACAGUACAUUGAUUAAAUAAAUAUUCCUACAUGCACAAAGGAACUGAAAUCUGUUAUGGUACUCAGCAGUUAUCUGUCCAUUAGUAGCAAAGAACUACUGCCUGCCUUCUCCCCUCCCCCCACUUAUCCUUUCCAUCACACACAUUCUCAGAGGUGCAAAUAAUGUAAGUUCUCUGACCUGCUUUCAAAUGCCUGUGAAGCAGGGGUGGGGGGUGGGCGGCACUGUUAUGUAUGCACUUUGGUGUGGCAUGAGAUUGGGGCAGUGUCCAAGGUGCCUGGAUCAUAGGAGAGCUUGUGUGGUUUUGAAUAGAGAUUCUUUCGUGCUUUGGGGGUUGUUGAGCCUUAUCUCUCCCCUUAAGCAAAAGUGCAUUCAGGAAGAUUUUUCAAAUUAGCUUGCCUCUUCUACAGAAAGGGUGCUUCUGGUGUUGAAGUCACUGUUUGUCUGAUGUCACUUUUGGAAGCUACAGAGCCUUUGUGAGACUUGAUCCUGUAAUGUUUACUUAUUUACAAGUUCCUUUCCAAUUGUGGUAGCCAGAGAGACCCUCACCUUUUGGAGGGCGGGGGUUGGAGGAAGGCUAGUUAAGAUGAAUAAAUGUGGAUUAAAAAACAUGACUGAUUUAGGAAGUAUUAUUUGUAGUCCUUUUUGUGCAAGCUGUUAAGCACCUCAGUAAUAAGGAAUGAUUGUGAAAUGACCAACACUUUCUUUUCAUGCAAAGUAUUAAAAAAAGGGGUCCAGUUCAUGAGGAGCUGGAAGGAAGAAGAGGAGACUGGAACGUAAGAAAUUAAGCUUUUGGAGAGGACACAAAGAAGUGUCAUGUGAUGAGAAGUGUGACCAAAGGGAGGUGUUGAAAUGUUAGCAACUCCUAACAUCCACUACUCAGAAGAGCCCCAUGUGACAGAAGUGAAAUGGAUGCCCUUGAGUAGCUGUGACAUCAAAAUAAUUGCCAGAAAACUUGUAGCUGCUUGGAUGGCAGACAUGUAAGUAGGGGAAACUGUUGGAGAAGGCAAAGUGAAAUCUCUUAGUGUGUGUCUCUUCCAACUGACUGUGGGUAAUUAGUUGGAAAUGACAUUAACCUGAGCUUAAUUGUAAUUUUGCAUCGUAACAACAUACCAGCUGUUCACUGUAUUCUUUCCUGGUGGUGCGAUUUAAUUAUUUUUUGCUAUCUUUUAAGCUCUAAUUUUCUGUUAUGUUUUCCUUUAAGCCCUCCUUGCUGCCAUGUCCACAGCCCCCACAGUUUAGCAGUGGUGUCAUUUCUGCUGCUUCGGUGCCUGUUCCAUGCUGAAGACUUGGGGGUACACUUGGUGUUUGCUAAUCAGUUGGCUUCUUAAAAGACCACAUUGGAAAGUUACCAAGAUGAUAGGAGUGAUUGGAAACCUUGUUGUGUUUUGGGCUCCUCCAGAAGGUUUUAGCUUUUGGUAUAAAUAAUAUGGAUAAUUCCAGGUCUAUCAAAAUAUCAAGUGAACACGCUGAAAGAGAAGUUAAUUACUGAACAGUGAUUGCUCUGAUAUAACCAAUUAUUGGAUCAUUAAAUGUUUAUUACCUUUUAUAUGCUUCUUUUCCCCCAUAAGGGCAGUUUCUUUUUUAAGUCAUUAAAACAGAAAUGGGAUUUAAAAAAAAAUUCUGCUUAAAAAAAUUUGCACAAGACUGAAGUAUUAAAAAGGUCUUGUGUGAUCUGACAGCUGAAUAGCCUGUUUUUCUCUGGUCUGUUGAAUAAGUAAUUAAUGAAAUGUAUUGCCUGAGCAGAGAAAAUAAGAUUAGUUUUGCUGAGAAAGAAAACAAAAGCAAAAUAUUAACCCCUAAAUGCAGGUGAAUAUGAAAGCGAGCAUAAGUAUACAAGAGUGGAGUCUUUGAAUGGUAACAUGCUCAGUGGUAAAUUCUACUUUAAUUCAUCGAGCACCAACAUUAUAUUUAGAAGGAGUGGGGUUAUAUAAAUACUGAGAAGGCAAGGGAUUCUGUCUUCAUAGAGACUCUGUGUUGGCAGAGCAGUUAAACUAGAUACUUUAGGACCGUUAUUGCCGUGUCGGUUCUGUGAUAGUAUAAACAGGCGCAUGUGCAUUUCUGUGGGGCAGGGAUAGUAGUUAUGAAGAGAGAAUUUACAUUUGCAGGUGUGGGUAUCCUGUAGAUUAAGAAUAGGAGGAGUAUAAUUGGGAAGAGAAUCUUGCUUUUGGAGGUCCUGGUGUCAUUUGGAUUAACAGCAGGCUCCCGGGAGCCUCAUUAACUUGGUUUCACAUUUCAGCUUUGCCUCUUAUUCACUUUAUGGCCACUUACCUUAGUGUCCUCAUCUGUAUAAUGGAAAAAUAGUAGUGAGGGUUGUUGUGAGGAUUAAAUGAGUUAUUAAGUGAUUAUGACAGUGUGAACAGUCCUAAGUGUUGGUGUCAUUUUUGUGGGAUAAUGCAACUGGGAAUUCUUUCUUAGGGGAAAUGGUAAUUUAAUUGGAUGCUGAGGAACAGAAAGAUGUUUCAGGCAUUUCUUGUAUUGUCAUGUGUAACCACAUACUUAAUUUAUAAUGCCUACAGUAAUGUGUGCUUAUGUAGCACCAUUGUCAAAAGAUUACAAAGGGCAUUUACAGCUGUUUUUUUUUUUCUCAGAACAGUCCUCUGAAGCAAGAAGACUGUUUAUGCACAUUCUCCGAGGUGUGAAAGGCUGCAGAGCUCAGCACUGCCAGAGAUGCUCUUUAAUUGAGAAAGAUGUAGCACUUAAGCCUCAGGAACGUGUCGAGAAACGCCAGACCCCUCUGACCAAGAAGAAACGAGAAGCACUUACCAACGGCUUGUCCUUUCAUUCCAAGAAGAGCAGACUCAGCCACCCACAUCACUACAGCUCAGAUCGAGAAAAUGAUCGUAAUCUCUGCCAGCACCUUGGGAAGAGAAAGAAAAUGCCAAAGGGACUCCGACAGCUCAAGCCAGGGCAGAACAGCUGCAGGGACAGUGACAGUGAAAGCAACAGUGGAGAAUCCAAGGGCUUCCACAGGAGCAGCUCCCGGGAAAGACUCAGCGAUAGUUCAGCUCCUUCCAGCUUGGGAACAGGCUACUUCUGUGACAGCGACAGUGACCAAGAAGAGAAGGCAUCAGAUGCCAGCUCUGAAAAACUCUUCAAUACUGUUGUUGUAAACAAAGAUCCGGAGUUAGGUGUUGGCACACUACCCGAACAUGACAGCCAGGAUGCAGGGCCGAUUGUCCCCAAGAUAUCGGGUCUAGAGAGAAGCCAGGAGAAGAGCCAGGACUGUUGCAAAGAGCCGAUCUUUGAGCCUGUGGUGCUCAAAGACCCCUGCCCUCAGGUCCCACAGCCGCUUUCCCAGCCCCAGGCGGAACCCCAAGCCCGAGCUCCUUCUCCGGACCCCGACCUGGUGCAGCGCACAGAGGCCCCGCCUCAGCCCCCACGUCCAAGCACACAGCCACCACAGGGCCCCCCAGAGGCCCAACUUCAGCCCGCUCCACAGCCUCAGGUGCAGAGGCCACCCAGGCCACAGUCCCCCACCCAGCUGCUCCACCAGAAUCUCCCACCUGUGCAGGCCCACCCCUCGUCUCAGAGUCUCUCACAGCCACUGUCUGCUUACAACAGCAGUAGCUUAAGCCUCAACAGUUUAAGCAGUAGCAGAAGCAGCACCCCGGCGAAGACUCAGCCUGCCCCUCCUCACAUCUCCCACCACCCCUCAGCCUCCCCGUUCCCCCUCUCACUGCCCAACCACAGCCCCCUGCACAGCUUCACACCCACCCUCCAGCCCCCCGCACACUCACAUCACCCCAAUAUGUUUGCCCCUCCCACUGCUUUGCCUCCUCCACCACCACUGACAUCAGGGAGUCUGCAGGUCCCCGGACACCCGGCGGGGAGCACGUACUCAGAGCAAGACAUCCUGCGACAGGAACUGAACACACGUUUUUUGGCCUCUCAGAGUGCUGACCGUGGGGCAUCCCUGGGCCCUCCGCCCUACCUGCGGACCGAGUUCCACCAGCACCAGCACCAACACCAGCACACGCACCAGCACACACACCAGCACACCUUCACGCCGUUCCCCCACGCCCUCCCGCCCACCGCCAUCAUGCCGACGCCAGCACCUCCCAUGGUGCGUACCCCAGGCAGAAAUUUUGACAAAUACCCUACAAAAGUUGACCCAUUCUACCGGCACAGUCUCUUCCAUUCCUAUCCUCCUGCAGUAUCGGGCAUCCCCCCUAUGAUUCCACCCACUGGCCCUUUUGGUUCACUACAAGGAGCAUUUCAGCCGAAGACAUCCAACCCUAUUGAUGUUGCUGCUCGACCUGGGACAGUCCCUCACACACUGCUCCAAAAGGACCCAAGGUUGACAGAUCCUUUCAGACCUAUGUUAAGGAAACCAGGGAAGUGGUGUGCUAUGCAUGUUCACAUUGCCUGGCAGAUCUACCACCACCAACAGAAAGUCAAGAAACAGAUGCAGUCAGACCCACAUAAACUGGACUUUGGACUGAAGCCCGAGUUCCUGAGCCGGCCCCCAGGUCCCAGUCUCUUUGGAGCCAUCCACCACCCCCAUGACCUGGCACGGCCCUCAACUUUGUUCACUGCUGCUGGUGCUGCACACCCAACUGGGACCCCUUUUGGGCCGCCUCCUCAUCACAGCAAUUUCCUUAACCCUGCUGCUCACCUAGAGCCUUUUAAUCGGCCGUCUACGUUCACGGGCCUAGCAGCAGUUGGUGGCAAUGCCUUCGGGGGACUUGGAAAUCCUUCAGUUACACCCAACUCAAUGUUCGGCCACAAGGAUGGCCCCAGUGUGCAGAACUUUAGCAACCCUCACGAGCCCUGGAACCGGCUGCACCGAACGCCUCCGUCGUUCCCGACCCCUCCGCCCUGGCUGAAGCCAGGGGAGCUGGAGCGUAGCGCGUCCGCUGCAGCUCAUGACAGAGAUAGAGAUGUAGAUAAACGAGACUCAUCUGUUAGUAAAGAUGACAAAGAAAGGGAAAGCGUUGAGAAAAGACACUCUAGCCACCCUUCACCAGCACCUAUCCUCCCGGUGGGCACCCUGGGACAUAACCGCAGCUCCGCUGAACAGAUCAGGGGUCAUUUGAACACUGAGGCUCGAGAGAAAGACAAAUCCAAAGAGAGGGAGAGAGACCACUCGGAAUCCCGUAAAGACCUGACCGCCGAUGAGCACAAGGCGAAGGAGGCCCACCUGCCAGAGAAGGACGGCCACAGCCACGAGGGCCGAGCCGUGGGGGACGAGGCCAAGCAGCUGGCCCGGGUGCCCUCACCCUACGUGCGGACCCCCGUCGUGGAGAGUGCCAGGCCCAACAGCACCUCCAGCCGUGAGGCGGAGCAGCGCAAGAACGAGCCAGCCUAUGAGAACCCCAAGAAGAGCUCGGAGGUCAAGGUGAAGGAGGAACGCAAGGAGGACCACGACCUGCCUCCCGAGGCCCCGCCGGCCCACCGGGCUUCGGAGCCGCCUCCUCCAAACUCCUCGUCCGGUGUACACCCCGGGCCCUUGGCCUCGAUGCCCAUGACGGUGGGGGUGACGGGUAUUCACCCCAUGAACAGCAUCAGCAGUCUGGAUAGGACUCGCAUGAUGACCCCUUUCAUGGGCAUCAGCCCCAUCCCAGGGGGAGAGCGCUUCCCAUAUCCUUCUUUCCACUGGGACCCCAUACGGGACCCUUUGAGGGAUCCCUACCGAGAACUUGACAUUCAUCGGAGAGACCCGCUGGGCAGGGACUUUCUGCUGAGGAACGACCCCCUCCACCGUCUCUCGACUCCCCGGCUGUAUGAAGCUGAUCGCUCCUUCAGGGACCGGGAGCCUCACGACUACAACCACCACCACCACCACCACCACCACCCUCUGUCUGUGGACCCACGGCGGGAACACGAGCGAGGGGGCCACCUGGAUGAGCGGGAGCGCUUGCACAUGCUCAGAGAAGACUACGAGCAUACGCGGCUCCAUUCCGUGCACCCCGCCUCGCUCGACGGACACCUCCCCCACCCCAGCCUCAUCACUCCAGGACUCCCCAGCAUGCACUACCCCAGAAUCAGCCCCACCACGGGGCACCAGAACGGACUUCUCAACAAGACCCCUCCGACAGCCGCGCUGAGCGCGCCCCCCCCACUCAUUUCUACCCUGGGGGGGCGCCCCGUCUCUCCCAGGAGGACUACUCCUCUGUCAGCAGAGAUAAGGGAGAGGCCUCCUUCUCACACCCUGAAGGAUAUUGAGGCUCGAUAAGGAAAGAACAGGACACAGAAGAGGAAGCGGAAACCCUACACCAACUCAACGGCAAGACUUUAGAAGUCAGAGAACACCCACAUCAUCCACACAGACUGCCGGGGGAGGAGCCCCUCGCUGCUCCCCUUGUAAAAAAAUGUAUAGACUCGGUGCAGAUUUUGAAAUGUUUUUGUAUAUUAUAAGUUGAAAUUUUUCAGGUCUUUUAGCCAAGUCAUAUGUUCUCACGUCUCCUACUCUUUUAGUCUCUCGUAUAAAACUUCUCAAUUUGAACCAAAACAGUGAAUAUGACAACCCGCACCAAUUUGGUGGUAGUGGGGAGGGUGGGGGCAGGAGUCCACUCAGUCCACCGUGCAGAGCUCUUUCAGAGGAGAAGGGAAGGCCAUGUACAUAGUUCUGUAAAAAGAGAAUUGCUUCGUGAGCUAAUGGUUCAUAUAUGCAAAGGGUAAGAUGAAAGCUUUACUUUGUACAAAUGUAAAUAGCUAAAGAUUAAGUAACAUAAUACAUUAAUACUUCUUAAAAUGUGCUAUUUGCAAACUUAAUAUCAGUGAACACAGCCUUCCACGGCUGGGUUCCCAUAUAUUGUUAUAGACAGCUAAACCCUUCAACUAUGCAAUGAAUGUUAGGGCUUUUCACAAAAGCCCGUCUAACUCAAAGGAGCCUUUUCAAAUCCAUUUACAACAUACUUAAGGUCAUAUUUUCCCUGAACAAGCGCUUACGUGAUAUGACUCUGUUUUCCUUGCUUGUUUUUCAAACGGAGAAACAUCCGAUCUUGCAAAAUUGGACCCCAGGCUGAAACUUUGCAUCUGAAGUUGCUGCUUGUGGGCUCUUGGGGGGAGCGUGCAGCCCCAGAAAGGUAGCCGAGGACAUGAGCAACCAGUGCCAGGGAGGAUGGGAGUUGUCAGAUGCCAAAAUCAGGGGACACAAACAGGUCGCCAGCAUCUCGUCACCACCGGUCAUGUGACUUCACACACACCUCAUGUGGGAACCAUGCCUCUUUCCAGUGUGUCCUGUUUCCUAUCUGUACACACCUCCUCAUUUUGUAACGAGAUGUAAUUCCACCCAAACACAUCCUGAAAGAAAGCUUCGCGUUUUCUCAGAUGAUGGAUAUGUUUUCACUGUAGUCAAUACCUGAUAAGUGUAGGGCACACAUUCCUGACGUGACUCCUUGUAUUCCAGUUGGUAAUAAAGUCUGGGAAUAACCGUAGCAGGUCAAUCUCAUGGAGCCAUGGAGAGUUACAGAGGAUGAAAGGUGGCAGAGACAAGGUCUUGUGUGUGCGUGUGUUUUUAAGUUUGCAUCAAUCUUAAUGUCUCUUCAUAAUACUUUUAUAAUACAUUAAGCCUCUUGUCUACAUAUUUGGAGAGAAUAUGACUUUACUAGCAGAGAAAUACAAUAUAUCUUGUCUACUGGACUGUAAAAUAUAUGUAUGAAAUAAAAUUAGUUCCAUUUGGUCUUCUAGUAUAUUAAAGUGCUAUCUGACGUUGUUAUCCUGUUUUUGCAAAAAAAAAAAAAGUUAACUACAGACCAUUGUUUCUAAUAAGCAGAGAGAUCUAUUUUAGUAGUAAACUGAAGGUUUAGUUGUGAGCUUCAGAUUUUGUGAACUCCAGAUGUUGUGCAGUGUUUUUUUUUUUUUUUUUUUUUUUUAAAGACAACAACUAAAAAGAAAAAAAAAUCCAAGGAAUAUGUACACUGGAACUGUAGUGGUAGCUUUCAGUAUUGUAAAGAGAUUGUUCUAUACAGACCUUUUUGCUGUUUAUCCUGUAUGUAAUAAAGUCCUUUCUAGAUCCUAUGUGAAAAGAAAAGUGAAGCGACUGAAUCUUCAGCAUGUUCUCAUCGGCGGAGCCUUCUUGUGUAAUGUAAACUGUGCCAUGUUAUUAAAAAAUGUGAACUAAGCUUCCAGCUGCUUGUUUGUGUGAGAUGGCCAUCCUUACCCUAGGGCAGAAGCCAUACUUGCAAGACCUGGCUCUUGAACCUUGAACCCAGCCCACGUGAGAAGGCGAGGCUGGCUGCGAUGGCCAAGCGGCCCGACCCGGUUCAGUAGGCCUGUAGCUGCUGGAACCAUCUCUGCUCCCUGCCGUGUCCCCACAGUCAGCUGUGGAAUUGUUUGUUCUGUAUGUUUUAAGCAAAAUACUGUAAGUCCCGGGAAGGCACGUAGGGUUUUGUAGAUGAUACAGCAAGUGCCCUUUAUGUCACGGGCUUAUUUCAAAACGCAGCAUUUGCUUGAUCUGUGUUGAUGACAGGUCUGAGUUGGGGCCUUUGAUAAGUGUCUCUGCUUGCUUGUUCCUUUGCAUUUCAGUCUGUGGGCUCAGUCAGUUGUAUGUCACAUCAGACCUUCCAGAUUUUUUUCCUGUCGUUGAUUCUGUUCCAUGGAGCGACAUGGCAUUGCCCCCGUCGGUCUGCAGACGUCUCCCUCUUCCUCGAAAGCCUGUUUUGUUUUUUCCAAGAUGUAAAAAUUGUUAAAUUUUCUUGUGGCAACCUGAUCGAAGUGCUGUUUGUGUUUGUAUCUUAUUGAAAAAGCCAAUCAAAAACAGCUUGGAU
Messenger RNA from Talpa occidentalis (Iberian mole), 18535 nucleotides. It is a transcript of the gene AUTS2, whose product is annotated as activator of transcription and developmental regulator AUTS2. The transcript is spliced from 19 exons. The coding region runs from base 12331 to 15999 and encodes 1222 amino acids. The record is from RefSeq and is a predicted model, not a curated record. Lineage: Eukaryota; Metazoa; Chordata; Mammalia; Eulipotyphla; Talpidae.